This is a messenger RNA of Aethina tumida (small hive beetle), 1522 nucleotides long. Its product is annotated as protein arginine methyltransferase NDUFAF7 homolog, mitochondrial. The transcript has 4 exons. Bases 182 to 1420 code for a protein of 412 amino acids. Gene Ontology annotation, biological process: mitochondrial respiratory chain complex I assembly. Gene Ontology annotation, cellular component: mitochondrion. Gene Ontology annotation, molecular function: protein-arginine omega-N symmetric methyltransferase activity. The record is from RefSeq and is a predicted model, not a curated record. NCBI's taxonomy places the organism in Eukaryota, Metazoa, Arthropoda, Insecta, Coleoptera, Nitidulidae.
AAGACCUAUUGAAACAAUCAACAAACAAACAAUAAAGAAUCAACUCAAAUUUAUGUCAAGGAUCUAAUGUCAAAUAAGUAGGGAUUUGAAUGUUUUGGACCGCAACUUUGAACGUCUCACAAGUCUAAAUUGCAGAAAUUAGGUUAUUAAAUAAUGUGACAAGACUGCCAAAAAUUAAAAAAUGUAUUCAAAAUUAUUACGAACCAAACUCGCUCACCUCACCCCAUUGAGAACCUACCAAACACGCAAGGAAGCCGUACAACAUGUGUCCAACACGCUGGCCAAAAACCUUCACCAAAGAAUCAAGGCAACCGGCCCCCUAACAGUGGCCGAAUACAUGAAACAAGUCCUCACACACCCGGGCGUCGGUUAUUACAUGCACCGCGACGUGUUCGGCGAGCAGGGCGACUUCAUCACCUCUCCCGAGAUCAGCCAGAUGUUCGGCGAGAUGCUGGGCGUCUGGAUGCUGAACGAGUGGCAGAAAUUCGGCUCGCCGACGCCGCUGCAAUUCGUCGAAAUGGGGCCGGGCAGGGGCACGUUGAGCGCCGACAUUUUGAAGGUGUUCGGACACUUUGACAAGCUGAACUCGGCCAGUCUGCACCUGGUCGAGUGUAGCCCGGCUUUGAGCGAGAUACAGGCUAGGAAGUUGUGCACAACUUACAGCAACAUCUCGGACAGCAAGAUUUACAGGGAUGGCAAACACAAGAGCGGCCUGUUGGUCAAGUGGUACCAGAAUUUGGCUGAUGUGCCCAAGGGAUUCAGCAUUUAUUUGGCGCAUGAGUUCUUCGACGCCCUGCCCAUUCACAAGUUCCACAAGACUAACCACGGAUUCAGGGAGGUGCUCAUUGAUAUUGAUGAGGAAACAGACAAGUUAAAAUUCAGGUAUGUUUUGGCAAAGAACAAAACCCCAAUGUUGAAGUAUGUCCAGAACGAGUUCGAGACAAGAAACCACAUUGAAAUCUCCCCAAACUCCAUGGUUAUUUGCGAAAACGUCUGCAAAAGGAUUGUCGAAAACGGAGGCAUGGCCCUAUUCUGCGAUUACGGCCACAACGGAGAAGGUACAGACACAUUCAGGGCGUUCAAGAAGCACAAACAGGUGAAUCCCCUGGAGAAUCCGGGCGAACACGACCUCACAGCCGACGUCGAUUUCAAAAUGUUCCGUCAGGUGGCGGAUAAAGUGGGUGGCGUGUUGACGUACGGGCCCGCCCAACAACGUAACUUCCUGCUGAAAGUGGGUUUGGAAUAUCGCAUGAAGAGUCUGCUGAAAUCGAUGGACGACGAUGAUCAAGCCGGCGCCUUAAGGAAGAGCUACGACAUGCUCACUAGUCCGGAUAAAAUGGGCAGUCGGUUCAAGUUCUUCGCCAUGUUCCCCGAGACGCUUAAGAAAGUCCUAGAUAAAUUUCCCGUUGUUGGUUUUUAGAUGUUAUUAAAGCGUUUAAUAAACGUUUUAGAUAAAUUUACUGUACUCUUGUUGAUGCUGAAGUCUGUGAUAUUUUGUUAAAUAAAAAUUUAUUUAGAAGUA